Molecule: messenger RNA, 426 nt
Organism: Helianthus annuus (common sunflower)
Lineage: Eukaryota; Viridiplantae; Streptophyta; Magnoliopsida; Asterales; Asteraceae
Product: monooxygenase 1-like
Exons: 3
Coding region: 25-399 (124 amino acids)
Molecular function (GO): FAD binding
Source: RefSeq, a predicted model, not a curated record
UCUCUCUCUCUAAAAUAAGUAACAAUGGAUGACGAUGAUGUGGUGAUAAUUGGAGCAGGGAUUUGUGGGUUAGCAACGGCCAUUGCUCUUCACAAGAAGGGGAUAAAAUGUGUGGUAAUGGAGAUGUCUGAAAGUCUAAGGAACGUGACUGGAGCAGCAAUCGGGAUCCGGCCAAACGGGUGGCGAGCUCUGGAUCAACUUGGCGUGGCGGAGAUCCUCCGCCGCGCUGCUAUCCCUCUUAAGCGGGAACGAGAUAUAUCGCUUGAUGGAGGGAGGAAAACAGAAAUAUCAUUGAUUAAUUGGGAUGGCGAAACUCGUUGUUUGAGAAGGAGGGAUCUUAUAGACACUCUUUAUGCUGCACUUCCUCCUACCACAAUAAAAUUCGGGCAAGCAACUUGAAUCUAUAAUACUUGACCCGCAUUCUAC